Lolium rigidum is the source of this 621-nucleotide messenger RNA. RefSeq lists its product as uncharacterized. The record is from RefSeq and is a predicted model, not a curated record. The coding region runs from base 42 to 422 and encodes 126 amino acids. NCBI's taxonomy places the organism in Eukaryota, Viridiplantae, Streptophyta, Magnoliopsida, Poales, Poaceae. The transcript is spliced from 3 exons.
UUAGCGAAUUAGAAGAACAAUUAGAAGUUGAGCGUGCAAACAUGCAGCAGAGUAUUGACUUCGAGCGUUCUGAGAGAGAGCAACUUGAGGUGAAGUUGCAAGAAGAGCGUGAUGCAAGGGAAAAAAUGGUGGAAGAGGAGCGAAGAUCAAGGCUCGAAUUUGAAAAAACCAUGAUGGCAAAGUUCAACCAACAGAUGGCUAGAUUUAGCCAACAGAUGGGAAACCAACAGGUGCUUAAGAAGAGGAAUGACAAAGAAAAUAUUAAUUCAAAUUUGCAAACCACUCUUUUACAGAGCUCCAGUCCUAACAGGAAUCCAGGAGCAAAGUCAAAUUUGAUUUCUACAAAUUCACUCAUACAAGCUGCAACACUGAAUUCUCGAAUGUACAGAGCAUUGGACCCAAAGAAUGCUGGACAGGGUUGAAGUACACGGAAAACUGCACAUACUUUAGAGAGUUGAACUACCAUGGUGGCAAUUAAUGGACUCAACUCUACUGGAUUGCUACCUACAUUUUACUUUAGUUGCAUUUGAUGGAUAUUUGAUAUGAGAAUUGUGAUUUGUAUGAACCUACAUAUUAUACGUGUGAAUUUGAAUUUUGUAAUUCAAUGGUUGUAUUUUUUUU